ACUGCAAACCAGUUCAAACAUGUCUCGAAGAGAAGUAGGUAAUCCAGUUAUUGCAUUUAUUGAUGGUAUUUCAUUGGCUAUUGGUUUUUAUGGCAUAUAUACCAAUAUAAUGACGGUGGAACUACCGGAAUACCUCGCAGGUGCAGGACAUUGGCAGUUCUUAACUAAUUUGUCCUUGGUAUAUUCGUUGGUGGUGUUUGGGUUAGGGUUUGUAGCCCAUAUCACACAUAACAACAUCUUGUUUGGAAUCAAGAAUAAUAUCCAUCCUAUAGGUUUAGCUCUUGAAACUAUAGUUGCUGUGAUCUACUGGCCAUUAAGAUUGUUUUUUAUGAAUUUAUUAACUUCAGCACCAGAAAACUUUUGUAUUUCAUUACUGACGGAUUUGGCUAUCCAUUUGAUGCCAGUUGUUUCUUUGCUAAUUGACUAUUUGGUUUUUAUGCCUAAAUGGACUAUCAAGACUUCUUCAGCAUUAGGGUUACUUGUAUUUUUGACCCUGGUAUAUUGGUGUUUAUUAAAGAGUUUGAUUGAUAUUGAAAAGGGUGCCAAGUAUCCUUAUGCAUUUUUAGAUGUUGAAUCUGAAGUGGAGAGAGCUGCAAUAUUUGGUGUUGUGACUCUUGUUGCAUUUUUACAAUUUUUAUUUUUGAGAAAGGUGUACGAUUUUAUUGUAAAAACUACCGAAGAAAUAGACGACGAGAUUGAUAAAGGUCUAGAUAAAAAGAAUAUUUAAGGUUUUAUAGUUUAUUCAGGUUUUGUAAGGUUUUUAAUGUUGUGUUUGUAAUAUGUCUAAAUCUCAGUCCACCCAAGGGCGUACCUCCGUACCAGCGAGUAACUAUCACUAGUACAUUGACUAUGUUGUGCUUUAUUAGUAGCUCAAGGAUUUUACUACCUGCACCACUCUCUCCAUUAUCUUUAAAACCUUGUUUAAUGUUUGUUUGCUUUCCAUCUAGUACUUCACCCGUUCUCCAUGCUAACAUAUGGGGAUGACUGGCAUUCUUAGCUAUGGAUUUGUGUUGCUGCUUAAAUUGUGACAACACCUGAGGUAUUUCCGACUCUGAUGUAAUAUUCACGUUCCUUGCUUGAAACUUUGACUUUCUAUCUAUGAUUAUUUCCGAUUCAUGCCAAUUUGUAAUUGUUCCUAACCGUCGUAUGGUUCUUCGUAUCAUUAUAGUUGUAUGUUCCGGUAUAUAAAAUUUUUUU
Molecule: messenger RNA, 1197 nt
Organism: Spathaspora passalidarum NRRL Y-27907
Lineage: Eukaryota; Fungi; Ascomycota; Pichiomycetes; Serinales; Debaryomycetaceae
Exons: 1
Coding region: 20-727 (235 amino acids)
Cellular component (GO): endomembrane system; membrane
Source: RefSeq, a predicted model, not a curated record